GAAAUCGCCGCUAACCCGAGUGACGCGGCUCCGGCGUCUCCUCGUUAUAAAUAAAAGAAUAACUAAAAAUCUACACAAAUGAAAUAGUCUGGAAAUGGCGGAACAUGCGGGCAGUGACCAAAUGGCCAGCAAAGCGGCGGACUUUCAGGCGGCGGCGGAGACGUACUACAGUAUCGCCGUGGAGAAAGUGAAGGAUGUGGUCUCUGCACUGCCGGACGACUUAAGACCUGGACCGGACUUGUACGGGCUGCCAUGGGAACCGGUCAUCUUCACCAGUGUGGUGGGGCUGGUGACAGUGCUGUUAUUCACCUGUCGAUGUUAUUUCUCGGUCAAGAGCAGAAUGUAUCGCAGCCGAGAGAGGUGGAUGGCUCAACAGGUUGCACAGCUCCUGGAUGAGAAGUGUAAAGUUCUUGAGACUCUCAGCCAGCAUAAACAAGAGUAUGAUGAUUUGGAGAACUCCCUGAAGGACAGCGGUGUCUUGGCCCAGAGUCAAAAGACAGAACAGUUAGAGGCCAAAACCCAACAUUUAGCAAAUGCUAACAAAGAGCUGGAGACUGAUCUGAAAACACUGAAGGAUCAACUGGACUUGCAGAGAGAACACAGGACAGAGCAGGAAAAACAGAUAACAGCGCUUGAGGAGAGCAUGAAAACACUUGAGGAGGAAAUCAAAGACCUGCAUUCGCAGGAUGAACAGGCACAAACCACUGUGAAAGUUUACAGUAUGAAUAGCGACCGGCUAGAGAGGAACCUGGACACAGCUGGAGAGGAGAACACUCUGCUUCACGAGAGCAACGCUCAGUUGAAGCAGCAGGUUGAGGGUUGGGCCGAAAGAGUGAGCGAGCUGGAGGCAGAGAUGAGGAGGUGUGAGGUCGCCCACAGCGCAAUGCUGCAGGAUGUGACUAACAAGGAUGAACGCAUAAAGUCCCUGACUGAUCGACUACUGAGCAUGAAAGCUUGGGAUUCAGAUCUUGAGGAAGAAGAGACGGAAACCAGCAACGGCACCGCAGGAAAGGAAGAUGCAAAUGGAAGUGGGACUGUAACCGACACGCAAGGUCAUCUGCAGAAAGUCCAGAAACUCAUUUAUGCUGCUAAGCUCAAUGCAGAUCUCAAGUCAGUAGAUGAGGAUAAAGAUCGAGUGUUCGCCAAACUGAAUGAUGAAGUCAAAGCUAAAGAAGACCUUCAAGUGGCCAUGAAGGACCUGGAGAAUGAGAAACUGUCACUACAGUCUGACACUGAGCACUACUCAGAGCAGGUUCAGCGGUUACAACAGAAACUCCAGAUUAUGACAGAAAUGUACCAGGAGAACGAGCUCAAGCUGCACAGACUGUUGACGGUGGAAGAGAAGGAGCGUCUGCAGAAGGAGGAGAAACUAAACAAAGCAGACAAAAACAUUGCGAUGGCGAUGGAGGAACUCAACAACUACAGGCAACGGGCUUUAGAGAUGGAGGACGAACUGGAGAAAACCAAACAGUCCUACCAGACUCAGAUGUCGGCGCAUGAGAAGAAGGCUCAUAAUAACUGGCUGGCAGCUCGAGCGGCCGACAGAGAGCUGGCAGACAUCAGGAGAGAGAACGCCCUCCUCAGGCAGAAGCUGACGGAUACGCAGUUCAAAUUGGAUGCACUCGACAAAGAUCCAUACGCCUUGAACAGCCUAGCUCGACCUCUGCCAUUCCGAGGUGAGCGGUCUCCAUACGGACCUUCUCCUCUGGGCCGACCCGCAUCUGAGACCCGACCUUUCCUUUCUCCUCCUACGCUCAUGGAAGGACCCCCUCCAAGACUCUCCCCUCGAGUGCCCCGCGGUCCAGGGGAGCCCCCAGGUGGCCAAGGGGAGAUGGAGCGUAGUGGAGGCCCCCACUCAGACAGCGGCUCCAUCUCACCCACAUGGGAUCGGAGAGGACCCCCACCAGGACCCCCAGGGCCUCUCGGACCACCAGGGCCUCUCGGCCCCCCAGGCUACAUGUUUCCAGACCCCGGUGGUCCCAUGUACAGGAGACCCCCUCCUCAUCCAGGAGCCAUGGGCCUUUUACCUCCUCCAGGCCCACUUCUCCCGAGGGGUUUCCCCCCGGGACCGCCUCACCCUGUGGACCUGGCAGACGGCCCCUACAGAGAAAACAGCCUCGGAGCUCCUGAGCAGGAACACAGAGAGCAGUCUGGUCCUGGCGAGCGGAGGACUCCCCCAGAAUCCGAUCCCCGGAUGGGUGGCCCCCCACCUCCAGGACCCCCAAUGGGCCCCAUGGAUGGACCCUUUCCUCGGAGAGCCCCCUACGGACCCCCGCCCCCGUCCGACUUCUACCCUCCCCGGGUUCCGGGGGCCCCUCCCAUCAUGCCAACGUGGGCCCCUCCUCCAGGAAUGAUGCUCCCCCCUCGCUUCCCUCCUCACCCUCAUAUGCCUCCCUUCGGCGCCCCCAUGCGACACCCCCCUCCUUCCGAUGGGCUCCCGCCUCAUCCCAUGGGUCCUCCCCCUCCCCGGCAGCCCCUCCCUCCACCGCAGGACAACCCGGUCUCGCCCGAAGACGCCAUCUGAGCCCGGCGUCGCGUGAGACGGCGGGGCGGACUCUCGUCGUUCAGCGGAUGGAGCGAGUGGCGUCAUCAGAGCUGAAACAAAGGCCCGUCCCGUUUCCGAGUCUGCUUUUCGCCACUCGCAUCCUUCUCUUCUGCCUUUUUUUUCUCUGUUGGUCCGUCUCCAUCAAGCAGGCUCCCUCUUCCGCGAGGCAGCACGGUUCUCCAACACCGCCACAAAGAUUUUUAUCGCGGCUCUUAGUUUGGGAUGCAGCUCGCGCAAGUUCUGCAUGAAGCGCGCAACGAUCACCGGCCGCUGCAGCUCUUUUAGACUUGGAAUCGUACAGUUUGUCAUGAGCGUCAUGUCAUCACCGAUUUUAGUUUUCCAUUCAGACAUCAGCUCUCAUUUUCCUCAGAGAUCAAACGAGACACUUUUCUACAUUUCUGUUUGAAUCCGGGGGAACUUCGCCUCCGUCGACACAGUUGGUCUUUCAGGGCGAGAGCAGCACUUGUCGCCAUGUUUCAUUGACUUCCAGACGGCCUCUGAUGGCGACACGUGACUGUGAGCUGAGCGGACUCAGCGGGGUAGAGACCCCCUCCAGAGCCGCACCCCAGACACCCAUGUGAAUUUUGUAAAAAGUGAUUAAUAGAUGAAUAAAGACUCUUAA
Messenger RNA from Salarias fasciatus (jewelled blenny), 3167 nucleotides. Its product is annotated as melanoma inhibitory activity protein 2-like. Gene Ontology annotation, cellular component: endoplasmic reticulum exit site; endoplasmic reticulum membrane. Gene Ontology annotation, biological process: vesicle cargo loading; protein secretion; endoplasmic reticulum to Golgi vesicle-mediated transport. Lineage: Eukaryota; Metazoa; Chordata; Actinopteri; Blenniiformes; Blenniidae. The record is from RefSeq and is a predicted model, not a curated record. The transcript is spliced from 23 exons. Bases 95 to 2524 code for a protein of 809 amino acids.